Peromyscus leucopus (white-footed mouse) is the source of this 397-nucleotide messenger RNA. RefSeq names its product small nuclear ribonucleoprotein G-like. Gene Ontology annotation, molecular function: RNA binding. The record is from RefSeq and is a predicted model, not a curated record. Bases 1 to 189 code for a protein of 62 amino acids. The transcript has a single exon. Gene Ontology annotation, biological process: mRNA splicing, via spliceosome; spliceosomal snRNP assembly. NCBI's taxonomy places the organism in Eukaryota, Metazoa, Chordata, Mammalia, Rodentia, Cricetidae. Gene Ontology annotation, cellular component: U1 snRNP; U4 snRNP; spliceosomal tri-snRNP complex.
AUGAGCAAGGCCCACCCUUCCAAGCUGAAGAAAUUUAUGGACAAGAAGUUAUCAUUGAAGUUAAAUAGUGGCCGACAUGUACAAGGAAUACUAUGGGGCUCUGAUCCUUUUAUGAAUCUUGUGAUUGAUGAGUGUGUGGAAAUGGCAACUAGUGGGCAACAGAAUAACAUUGGCAUGGUAGUCAUAUGAGGAAACAGCAUCAUCAUGUUAGAAACCUUGAAAAGAGUCUAAACAAUGGUUGUUCAGCAGAGGAGUCCACAUCCUUCCUCUAAGGACUGAUUGGGGUGUAGAACUGGGUCAUGUACAUUUUCAUAUGAAACUUUUUGCUAAAUAAACUUUUGUGAUACUCAAAAAAAAAAAAGAGAAAACAAACUGUGACGCAAACAUUGGACAGACA